GAGCAGCCUGCUGUCACUGUGGAGCGCAAACCUGCGGCUUCACACACAUCCAGACCGAAAGAGCAGCAACACACCGACUGGUGUCAUGGACGGAAAACUUCUUCACACACGAUUAUAACGUGUUUUCUGUGUCUUCUAUGUGUGUUUGAUUUAACUCUGGGCUAUGGAUCGACUGGAUGAAUGGAGCUUCAAGUCCAAGAAAAUGGAGCUGGAGGAGGAUUUCUACUUCGACUACAGAGCGGAGGAAAUGACAGAUUAUCAAGACCCCAGUGAACUUGUGGUUGCUUUAAAACAAAAGGAGGAAGAGGUUAUUUUGGCAGCCCAGCUGGGAAACGCAUUGCUGCUGGAAAACCGUCAGCUGAAAGAGCAGAGCGACAAACUUCAUGAGGAAUACGCAGACAAGCUGGAGGAGCUGGAGCAGGGCAGGCAUGAGCAGCGGCUGAAGCUGGAGGGUUGCCAGUCCCAGUGGGAGAGCCAGGUGUUGGACCUGGAGAGGGAUGUGAGGGAGCUGAGCGCCCAGGUGGAGCGGCUCACCCGGGCCCUCGGGGAGGCCGAGAGGGACAAGAGUCGAGCCCAGCUGGAGCAAAGCGAGCUCACACAGCGACUCAGGGAGCAGCUCAACACUACGAUGGAGGUGGAGAGAGCCAUGUCCGGUGAGCUGCAGGUUCUGAAACAGGAGCUCCAACUAAAAGGAAGCCACAAUAGGCCGCAGGACGAGGAGCUGAUCAGUGCCAUGAGGGAGCAGGUGCUGCGUCUCACCCAGAAGGAGCAGGUGCUGGAGGAGCGUUUGGAGAGCGUGUGUCAAGAAAACACUGAGCUGAGGGCGAGUUUGGCCUCUUUGCACACCCGCAAAAGUCUGCAGGACCAACUCAACCAGCAGCACAGCCAACAGCUAGCUGGGGCGUUGCAGGAGGUGGAGGCGGCGCGUGGUCGCUCACAGCAACUGCAGGCCCAGGUGGAGGAGCUUCAGGAGGAGGUGUCCCUGCAGGAAGGCAGGAGCCACGGAGACGCCUCCCUGCUGUCCGAGCUGGAGAGCAGCCUGGAGACGGCAGGGCUGGGAGUCAGCAAAGAAGAGAUUACACAAGAAAUGGGGUCCAUCCUUCAGUUACUGCUCCCACUGACUCAGAAACUGAACAGCUCGGGGAGGUCAGAGGUCGUUGAUCAACAGGAAGACCUACAGGCAAUGCUGCAUCGGCUGAAGGGAGUGGCCCAAACCCUAGCAUGGACAUCCAGCCCUCAGGAGCUGAAUCAAGCUUUUGUCGACAGGACGGGCGAUCAGUGUGGGAAUCCGAGCGCAGCACAGGAGCUGAGAGAUCAGAACGUCCAGCUGCAUCAGGAAAACACUGAACUUAAACAGAAGCUGCAAGAUGUGCAGGAACAGGCUGAAGUGGUCCAACAGUCCAUCAGAGACCGAGAUGAAGCCAUAGCCAAGAAAAACCUGAUGGAGGCCGAGUUGGUGAGAAGUAAAAACGACAUGAUGUCUCUCAACAACCAGUUAUUGGAAGCCAUCAAUCGUAAACUGGAGCUGUCACAGGAACUGGAGGCCUGGCAGGACGACAUCCAGAUCAUCAUCAACCAGCAGCUCAGGUCCCAGCAGCAGAUGGAGUAUCCUCAGACGAAGUCCACCUCCAACAGCAUGUCCUUCUUCCGCAGGCCCAGCAGGACGGCCUCCACCUGGACACGCCAGACCUCCUCCUCCUCCUCCACCUCUUCCUCCACCUGGAGUUCAGACGCUAAUCAGGGCAAAACUCAAUCCCCCUGGAGGGACUGGUUAAGACGUGGAAAAGGGGCAAACAAUGGACAGUGAGUGCUAAAUCCACCACCUGAGUACUGAGGAGAGGAUGUGUCAGGAGGAUGGGUCACAAGUGCAGCUUCCAGUACAUCAUGUGUGAUGAAAAGAAGCCAUAAAGAGACUUAAUUCAGCGAUGAACAACAGAGCAACUGGGGACAAAGACUUGCCAAAUUGGCACUUAAUCGUACACAUUUCACUGAGAGGCUGAGCCUUCCUAAAAUAUAAAAUGUUACAACACUAAUUUUUCACAGAAUUACAUGAGAGGGUUUGCUUGAGACUGUAAAUAGUGUGCCUUAUUUUGUAAUAUUGUGUACGUCUUCAUGUGUGAGACUUUAUAUGGUAUAUGUAGAUCAACGAAAAGUAUUUGUUCAGAAUAUUUAAUGUCACAGAUCAAAGAGUGAGAGAUAAGUACCAGAAAAUAAGCGAUCAAACAAUGCAUUUGUAAUCAUGCUGAUUUGUGACUGCCCACCAAGUUUGAUAUGAGAAGUUAGUUUUUUUGACUUUCAGCUUUGUUCAAAAGUUAAAUAUGUGAAAAUGUUCAUUGUACAAGAAACACUGUAUGUAUUUGUGUACACUGAGAUAGCUGUUAUUUUUUACAAUUCUGUUUUUGUUCUCUGAAUGAUGACUUGGUGCGGUAUGAAUCUGUGUAUAGCAGUGUAUACACAGAUUCAUUAUAUGUGUAUGUUUUGUGACUCAAUCUUCAAUAUUAAAGCUGCUCAGUACA
This is a messenger RNA of Anoplopoma fimbria (sablefish), 2516 nucleotides long. Its product is annotated as BICD family-like cargo adapter 1. Lineage: Eukaryota; Metazoa; Chordata; Actinopteri; Perciformes; Anoplopomatidae. The transcript is spliced from 10 exons. Gene Ontology annotation, biological process: Golgi to secretory granule transport; vesicle transport along microtubule. The coding region runs from base 164 to 1807 and encodes 547 amino acids. The record is from RefSeq and is a predicted model, not a curated record.